Messenger RNA from Pectinophora gossypiella (pink bollworm), 1166 nucleotides. RefSeq names its product meiotic recombination protein DMC1/LIM15 homolog (gene Dmc1). The coding region runs from base 8 to 1051 and encodes 347 amino acids. Gene Ontology annotation, molecular function: ATP-dependent DNA damage sensor activity; ATP hydrolysis activity; single-stranded DNA binding. The record is from RefSeq and is a predicted model, not a curated record. Gene Ontology annotation, cellular component: nucleus; condensed nuclear chromosome. Gene Ontology annotation, biological process: chromosome organization involved in meiotic cell cycle; DNA recombinase assembly; mitotic recombination. Lineage: Eukaryota; Metazoa; Arthropoda; Insecta; Lepidoptera; Gelechiidae. The transcript has 6 exons.
GAGGUCCAUGUUGCUCUAUGGCUGGACUUGGGCUGGCUGGACGCUGCCGAUCAUGGAAAAAACAAAAAAUGAAGAAGAAGAAAGUUUCUUCCAGGAUGUAGAUAUUUUACAAAAGCACGGCAUAAAUGUUGCUGACAUCAAGAAACUGAAAGGUGCAGGAAUUUGCACAAUAAAAGGUAUUCAAAUGUCGACCAAGAAAAAACUUUGUAAUAUAAAAGGAUUUUCGGAUGCAAAAGUAGAGAAAAUAAAGGAAGCUUGCCAAAAAGUAGUGACGCUCGGAUUCAUGACUGCCUUAGAAGUCAGUGAUCGGCGAAAGCAGGUUUUCAAAAUUAGCACGGGAAGCACGGAGUUGGAUAAGCUUUUAGCAGGUGGAAUAGAGUCGAUGGCAAUCACAGAAGUUUUCGGCGAGUUCCGUACUGGGAAGACUCAACUAUCACACACGUUAUGCGUCACUACGCAGAUUCCCAACGCCACAGGCUACCAGGGUGGAAAGGUCAUGUUCCUCGAUACUGAACAUACAUUUCGUCCAGAUCGACUGCGGCCUAUAGCAGAUAGAUUCAAUCUGGACCAAAAUGCCGUAUUGGACAACGUUCUUUAUGCAAGAGCGUAUACUUCGGAACAUCAGGCGGAACUCCUAGAUUUCGUAGCAGCAAAGUUCCACGAGGAAGCCGGGGUAUUCAAACUGCUGAUUAUUGAUUCAAUAAUGGCGUUAUUCCGUGUCGACUUCUCCGGCCGCGGUGAACUAGCUGACCGACAGCAGAAGUUGGCGCAGGUGCUUUCUAGGCUUCAAAAGAUAUCUGAAGAGUACAACGUGGCUGUAUUUAUAACAAACCAGAUGACGUCCGAUCCGGGUGCCACACUUUCCUUUCAAGCAGACCCGAAGAAGCCUAUCGGGGGAAACAUUCUAGCGCACGCGUCUACAACUAGGAUCUCCCUGCGCAAAGGCCGGGGCGAGAAUCGCAUAGCCAAGAUAUACGACUCGCCCGACCUGCCGGAGAGUGAAGCUACGUUCUCUAUCACUAAUGGUGGAGUUGCUGAUGCUAAAGAUUAGAAAUAUUAAAAUAACUUUCUUAAAAAAAAAUGUGUUGUUUGCUCAAUUAGAAUAUACAGAAUAUAUAAUAUAUAUUAGAUAUGCCUCUGUUUGGUUAGACUUCAGGUGCAGUGAU